This is a messenger RNA of Hypoxylon fragiforme, 1260 nucleotides long. RefSeq names its product polysaccharide lyase family 1 protein. Bases 1 to 1260 code for a protein of 419 amino acids. Lineage: Eukaryota; Fungi; Ascomycota; Sordariomycetes; Xylariales; Hypoxylaceae. The transcript has 6 exons. The record is from RefSeq and is a predicted model, not a curated record.
AUGGUCGCCUUCAAGUCUUGGGUAAUCGCAUCCCUCGCGACAGCCCUUCCGGGCACAUCGGCACUUCUUGCGUUCCCCGGGGCCGAAGGGUUUGGGCGCAAUGCCGUCGGAGGCAGAACGGGGUCGGUCUAUCAUGUCACGAAUCUAGACGACUCGGGCACCGGGUCUUUCCGUGACGCAGUGUCGAAAGCGAACCGCAUCGUCGUCUUCGACGUGGGCGGGACCGUUAAGAUCAAGACGCGGAUCGCGGUUUCGAAGAACAUCUACAUUGCCGGACAGACAGCGCCAGGCGACGGCAUCACGAUUUACGGCAACGGCAUGUCGUUUUCUAACGCGAACGAUGCCAUUGUACGAUAUGUUCGAUUUCGCAUGGGAAAGGGUGGCGAUUCGGGUAAAGACGGGAUCACCAUCGCUGAAGGCAGCAACAUGAUCUUCGACCACGUCUCAGCCACCUGGGGUCGCGAUGAGACCUUCUCCAUCAACGGCGAAGUGCACAACGUUACGGUGCAGAACACCAUCAUCGGGCAGGGUUUGGAGACGCACUCUUGCGGCGGACUGAUGCAGUCGGAUUUUGGCAUCAGUCUCUUCAGAAACUUAUAUAUCGACAACAAGACGCGAAACCCCAAGGUAAAGGGUAUGAACGACUUCCAAAACAAUGUGGUCUAUAACUGGGGAGGUGGCGGCGGCUACAUUGCCGGCGACAGCGCUGGCCAGAGCCAGGCCAACAUCAUCAACAACUACUUCAUCUCCGGGCCGAGCACGGGUGUGACAGCUUUCACGCGCGGAAACGCCAACUUCCAGGGCUAUGUAUCGCAGAACUACUACGACAGCAAUAAGGACGGCUCUCUGAAUGGUUCUCCGCUCUGUGUCGAGACCUCUUGUUAUAGCGAUAUGAGCAUUCAAAAGACGCAGUUCGACUAUCCAAGCCCGCAGAGUCUGAUGAGUGCGCCCGAUGCAGUGACGUACGUUCUUGAUAAUGUCGGCGCCAAGUUUCCAGUACGCGACAGUGUGGAUGAGGGCCUCGUUGCGGAAGUGAAAAGCUUCGGCAAGAAAGGGGCACUGAUCAGCGGAGAGGAUGCGAGCUCUGUAGGAGGGGUUGGUGGGACUGCACCCAAAGAUACUGAUGGCGACGGGAUCCCUGAUGAGUGGGAAAAUGCACAUGGGUUGAAUCCUGCCGAUGCAAGUGAUGCGAUGAAGAUCAGCAGCUCUGGAUACGCGAAUAUUGAAGUGUAUCUGAACUCUCUGGUUCCUUCCUCCUAG